AUGACCGACAAAAUAGACAAGCACUCGCUCGAGUACGUGGUACGAAGUGGGAUUGCCGGGGGAGUGGCAGGAAUCUCUGCCAAGACGCUCAUAGCUCCCCUGGACAGGGUGAAGAUCCUAUUCCAAACAAACAACCCGCACUAUCGCCAUCUCGCAGGGUCGUUCCGGGGCAUGUUCAAGGCUAUCCAGCUAAUCUACCACAACGAUGGGUUUAUGGGCCUAUACCAGGGCCACUCGGCCACGCUGCUGCGGAUUUUCCCCUACGCAGCAAUCAAGUUUGUUUGUUACGAGCAGAUCCGCACGUUUCUCAUUCCGCGGGACGAAUAUGAGACGGCUGGAAGACGGCUUUUGGCGGGAUCGUUUGCGGGCGUGCUCAGCGUGGCGUUCACGUACCCGCUAGACCUUGUUCGUGUGAGAUUGGCGUUUGAGACGUCCCACAGCAGGAUCCAGCACGGGCGAGGAAAGAUAUGGCACAUCCUCAAGACCAUUUACUACGAGCACCCGCGCUACAGCUUCACCACUGGGGGUUACAUGGCAAACAAACCCCCACUUUUGCGCUUGCUCCACCGCAUCGUGGAUCGCAAUGUGCACGUUUUCCAGGCCAUGACAAACUUCUAUAGAGGAUUUGUGCCAACCAUCAUAGGUAUGGUUCCGUACGCGGGGGUCAGCUUUUACUCGCACGACAUGAUCCAUGAUCUGUUCCGCCUGCCCCAUAUCGCGCCGUAUACGGUUAUCGACGACGACGCGACUCUGGAGACCACGAAAGUCAGGUCGGAGUCGUCGUUCGACACGCGCAAGCCGCUCAAGAUUUGGGCCCAGCUGCUCGCGGGCGGUGGCGCUGGAAUGCUGGCGCAGGCGGCAGCUUACCCAUUUGAGGUGAUCCGGAGACGAAUGCAGGUUGGUGGCGUGGCGAACCUGGGAGGCCAGUUCUUCUCCAUCGGCCACACAAUAGUGAUGAUUUAUGCGGAGCGUGGAUUCAAAGGCUUUUACGUGGGGCUCGGGAUCGGGUUCCUCAAAAUAGUGCCCAUGUUCGCGUGCAGCUUCUACGUUUACGAGAGAUGCAAGCACUAUCUUCGGAUAUGACUUAUAGACUAUACAUAGAAAUGUGGACCAGUUAUUCGGGUUUGGCAGCCUGCGCCUGCUCGAUCUCGGCGCCGUCGAUCCUGCUCUUGUCGCACAUGGAGCGGAAUAUUCCGUGCGCGUGGUACAACUCCAUCGGUGUGCCAAACUCUGCCACGCGGCCCUUGUCCAUGACAAGGAUCUUGUCGUAGUUUAUGAUCGUCUUGAGCCGGUGCGCAAUGCACAGAAUCGUGCAGUGCGAAAACUCACGGACAAUCGUCGCUUGCACGCGGGCGUCGGUCUCGUAGUCGACGCUGGAUGUGGCCUCGUCUAGAAUCAGCACUUUACAGUCCCGGACAAUGGCCCUCGUGAGCGCGAGCAUCUGGCGUUGGCCGAGCGAGAAGUUGGCGCCAUUGUCGUCCACCACGCUGUUCAGGUGGAACUUGUGCAGGUCUGGUCCUGUCUGCUGCUUUACUUCGGGCAACUCUUCGGCCAAAAUGCAGCCCGAUUUCACAAGCGCGUCGUACAGCAGGUCGUCAGACAGCUGCGAGAAGGGGUCCAGGUUCAAGCGGAUCGUGCCGCGGAAGAGCACCGGGUCCUGCGGGAUAAUCGACAGCCGCGAGCGCAGCUCGUGCAGGCCGAUGUCGAGGAUAUUGACGCCGUCGAUCUCAAUCGUUCCAUCGGGCUCACUCAGCCGGUAAAGUGCCGUCAUGAUUGUGGACUUUCCCGCGCCUGUGCGGCCGCAAAUGCCGAUUUUCUCUGCUGCUGCAAUCUCGAGGUUGAGGUCCUGGAGCACGAGCGGCAGGUUUGGACGGUACCGCAGGCUUACGUGGGAGAACUUGAUUUGGCCGUGCUCGG
This is a messenger RNA of Ogataea polymorpha, 1917 nucleotides long. RefSeq lists its product as uncharacterized. Gene Ontology annotation, cellular component: mitochondrial inner membrane. The transcript has a single exon. Gene Ontology annotation, biological process: transmembrane transport. Lineage: Eukaryota; Fungi; Ascomycota; Pichiomycetes; Pichiales; Pichiaceae. Bases 1 to 1083 code for a protein of 360 amino acids. The record is from RefSeq and is a predicted model, not a curated record.